GGCUUUUGCAGAUACUGAUCCGUAGCUGUAGAAGAUGAAGUCUGCCUGUUCUACGGUGUGACAGAGCCAGGAUGGUGUAGGGUUUCAAGGGGCAAACGAAGGAGGAGCAUCUACUGCUGGUCUAGACUCUCCAAAAGACAUCUGUAGUGUUAUUGUACUGGUUGAUUUAGUUUCUUCAGGUGUUGCUUUUUAUCCUUUGAUCUGGAAAGCAUCGUUUUACAAUCUGCAUCUUCAUUUACAGGAAAUACAAGUGCGACUGAAAGACAUGUUGCUGUUGUUUCUAAUUCUCUCAGCGGCCCAGCUGUAAUUCCAGUCAGUCCUAACUACUGUUUGAGCUGUCCGUUCUAAACAACAGCAUGCUGACCACAGUCUGGGUUUUAGCUGUCUUCCUGGCCAGUGCCUGUGGCCAGGGCAUCAGCACUCUAGGCGUAGUGGUUGAGGCCAGUAACAUCACCCUCCCAGCGGGGACGCGGGCCGUGCUGCCCUGCCACAGCCCCCGCAUGGUGUGGACCCAGGACAGGCUGAAGGACCGCCAGAGAGUGGUUCACUGGGACCUGGUUCGAAGCAGCCCAGAGUACUCUGUGGAGAGGAUACUGGACAUGUCCUCUGGCGUCAAAGAGAGGGUUUACAAUGGGCUCAACAAAGGACGCAUUACCAUCCCCAAAACCGCCUUCAGUGAUGGGAACUUCUCCCUGGUUAUAAACAACGUGGGAACCGCUGACAGGGGUGUUUAUACCUGUAAUCUGCAUCACCACUACUGCCAGUUGCACCAGUCUGUCAAGAUACAGCUCAAUACCACCAAGUUAGCCCGUAAGGAGAAGCGCUACUGGGAUGGGGACAAGACGGUGUUGGUGGUGUUGCUGGGUAGCAGUGUAGCGUUGCCCUGUGUGAACCGGCGCUCCCUGUGGAUGGAGGGCCAGCAGGAGGACCAGCAGCAGGUGGCCCACUGGGACUGGCAACCCCCCGGCGUGAGACCCGAUGGGGCUGACCGCCUGGUCGACCUGUAUGCCUCAGGAGAGCGUCGGAAGUACGGGCCGCUCUUCCCCCAGAACCAGAUGAGUGUGUCUGAGGAUGCCUUCUCUGUAGGGGACUUCUCUCUGACCAUCUCUAACCUGCAGCCCGUCCACAAGGGUCUCUACUCCUGCCACCUCCAUCACCAUUACUGUGGCCUUCACGAGAGACGCAUCUUCAGGCUCAUGGUGGGACCUCCACUGCCCCCAGCUCCUCCGGUGCUCACUGCUGCUCCUGCAGUCCCGGAUGUUCCGGCUGCCCCUCCUGCUCCCGCUGCUCCUGCCGCUCCUGCUGUCCCCCACACACUACCAAAUGACAACCCAAGCCCUAACGUGAUUGAACUUGACCGGCCGAGGGUGGUCAACGUCAUCCUCCCUGAGCACCGGGGACACUUCUUCCAGCAACUCGGCUACAUCCUGGCCACCUUCUUCCUCCUGGCUUUUAUCGUCACAGUGGUCAUUGUGCUUACCCGGCGACGCAGGAAGAGAGGGCUGGAGUACGACCUUCAAAGAUCUGAACGGUGUCAUGGCUAUGAAGACGUUGCGUUGAAUGCCACAGAGCUGAAGGUCUGCAACCAGCAUCACCUGAAUUCAGAUUACAAAAACAACCUGCUGAAAGAGCGCGAUAUGUCCAAAGACUGCAAUAAAGAAAUGGACGGAAAGUUGUGGAAGUGAGGCUGAGAGAGCUGAAAUGCUCCUGGCAGGUCCAGGGCAGGCAAAUGCCUAUAGGAUGAGGAAAUAGGGGUUAGAAUGGUGAAAUUCAAAUAGAAAGACCGGAGGGGCUCUCUGUUUCUUUCUAUAGAUGCCCCUUUACCAAACUAUCUUAACAAAACCUUUUCAUUACUGCGACAGUUCAUGUUUUUAUUUGAUACUCUGUAUUCUGAUCUGCUGUUUUUUCAACAUGGCUAAACAUUUCUUACAUUUUGUAUUUCACAGAUAUUUGAUUUGAGCAUUUUAGAUAACAACCACCAACCUGUGUACUGUACAGUAUUCCUUGUCUAUACAUAUGCAUAAGAAAACACAUUCUCUCACUGUAUGACUUUCAGUGACUCUUUAUUUCCUGAAUGCAUGUUGUCCUUUAAUGUUUGUAGGAAAACUUGUCAUGUUCUGUUAAUAAUUUGCGAGCUCAGAACAUGCUGAGUAUGUUUAUGAAAACAUUUGCACAAACUUUGCUGUAAUAUACUGGUAACACGUUACUGUACAUUGGCCAAGAUAACCUGUGUGUUAAGGGUUUGUCAUAAGUAGUUUAAGCCUGGCUGUUAAUUAUUAGUUUGAAAAUUGCUUAUAAAUCAGUAAUAAGCAAUGAUACCUAUUGAUGAUCACAGACCAUUAAAAGGCUAUGCAUAUUGUAGAACUCAGGAAAACAAGCCUGGAACAGAUACAAUCCAGAUUUUGGGGAAUGUAAUUGGGGGGGGGGGUCUAUGUGUGACUGAUUGUAUAUUCGUGUAAUAUACACAUGCUUGCAAUACACUGUUUGUAAACUUUGAAACUGACAAAUUGACUAUCCAAAAAUCUCACAAAGCCACAGACCUGCAAUGGUGAUCAGGAUCCCUGUAGAAACAGGAAUGAAGAGGUCUAAAUCUGUAGUAAAUGAUAUGGAAUGUUUUUACUUCUUUCUGAUUGGAUAAAGGGAUCCCAACACUAUUUCCGUCUCAGUGCUUGACUUGCAAGCAGGUUAUCUGUGCAGUAGCAUGCUGGCACAUUUGCUUCCCUAUAAUAAAGAUGAAUUAAAAAAGAUAUACUGUUGAUG
This is a messenger RNA of Esox lucius (northern pike), 2760 nucleotides long. Its product is annotated as matrix remodeling-associated protein 8. Lineage: Eukaryota; Metazoa; Chordata; Actinopteri; Esociformes; Esocidae. The transcript is spliced from 11 exons. Gene Ontology annotation, cellular component: cell surface; membrane. The coding region runs from base 357 to 1685 and encodes 442 amino acids. Gene Ontology annotation, biological process: cell adhesion; establishment of glial blood-brain barrier. The record is from RefSeq and is a predicted model, not a curated record.